Messenger RNA from Adineta ricciae, 2190 nucleotides. NCBI's taxonomy places the organism in Eukaryota, Metazoa, Rotifera, Eurotatoria, Adinetida, Adinetidae. The record is from the annotation of a GenBank genome assembly.
AUGAAGUAUCAGACUGAAUACCAAAGAAACUAUCAGAAACGAACACCAAGAGCGUUUCAUGAGCUUCCAGUGGAAGAAAGAAAACUAAGCGAAGCACCUAUUCGACGUUCGGCAUCUUCACCAUCACGUCGUCGUGGUCGAUCAGUGCCAGCAUCACCUGAUCGAAACAAUGGCGAUUUCGCUCUCAUCGGUCCGAAUGAAAAGUUUUCUCAAUCCCAACUCUAUCGUAUGAAGGAGCCAGUUAAAGACCAUCCACGCGUGGCCAAAUCGCAAGAAUUUGCAUUACUGGGAAAAAAUUCAAAAUUUGAAAAUAAUGUUGUAUAUCCAUUACGAAAGCCUGUUCAAAGUGAUUCACCUCGAGUGGUCGUACGGCGACGAAACAGUAAAAAUCAUUCGUGCGGCAUCCAAACUAAUUUGAAAAGAACAAAAGGCGCUUCGUUUGAUUCUCGACAUAAAGGCGAUGAGGCUUCUCAACGAAAACGAAAUACGCCCUUAAGUGAAUAUAAACAACAGUACGAUUGGAAAAGACCAGCAACCAGUGAAGGUGCUAAACGAGAACAACAACCAAAUUCAAGAGUAGCUGCAUCGGCUAUUGAACGACCUGAGAAAACGUCUGUAGGGGUCAACACUCCAGCGCGGGUGAAAAUCGAUGUGAACAAAGUUUCCAAACCAACACGUCGGACCGUAACUCAUUCAACUAAACCAUUUCGCCCUAAACGAGAUGAUACAACCGAGUAUCGAACGCGUUAUAAACCACUGGUCGUCGAACCAAAACAACCUCGGCCGCAAAAGGCACUCGAAGCCGAACAAAUAGAUGAACGAAGACGAGAACAACAGGUCCCAAAAGCAGAGCAUUCACGUUCCGACGACGAAGUUGCCGGUGGAACUGUCGACUUAGGUCAGGAGUUUCGAGAAAAAUAUCCUCAUGGAAAACUAAGACGUUGGAAGUCAGAAUAUCAAUCCACGUAUAAGCCGUUCUGGCGUUUUGAUUACAAAGAUGGUAAAUGGUACAAAGAUUCAUCUGUAGAUGAAAAAGGCUUUAAUCCGAAUCUAUUUUGGUACCAAGAAUUGAUGUCAACACGAAAACGUGCCGAUGAAUUUCGCUCCAAAGCAGAAACCGAUCACUUUAAUCCUGAUCAUACUCUUCAACUAAAAGCAGGUUAUGGUGCAAGUAAUUAUCAAGCAUGGGAUGUGCACGAUGACGAAGAUGAAGAUAGUGACAGUGUUAUCUCAAUCGAUCGAGAUCUUGAACGAGAACGUAUUGAAGGUCAACGACGUCGUGAAAAAGACGCUCAACGAAAGGAAGAUGAGCGAAUUCGUUACGAAAAACCAAAACAACACCAUGAGAAGUCAACUAAACAUCAAACUGAUCAGGUCGUGCAAACCGAUCAUCAAGUCGAUCGCGUUGUCUAUAUCGAUGAACCCUUACCAAAGCAACCAAGUAUUGCUACUAGAGCCUUUGUUCGUAAUCUCGGCUCUUCAUCCGUUCAACAACACAUGUCAUGGGAUUCGGAAAGCCUUUAUAGCCAACGAUCCAAUUCAGAUAUAGAUUAUGAUCGUCAUCAUAAUAGAACUGAUAAUUCCAAACAUCAAACGAAUAUUAUUCGUCGUACGUCACCAAAAAAACAUAAAUCUCGAGGAACAGGAACUCAUUCACCUCUACCAAAUGAUCGACCACAAAGAACAAUCGUUUCACCACAUGUGCAUGAUCGUGCAACUCACCAAAAUGGGAGCAACACAAACGGUUACCGUCCAGCAACAAGCUCUCACGAUACUUGUAAUGCAACAGGUGGAUCUAGUUACGAUUCUCAUUUGUACGAUAGACGACCUUACACAAGCGCCAAUGAAUAUUGCUCAUAUCCAGGCAGUCGAUUCAAAGAUGAAGUAACUGAUUAUUAUUAUGGUGGACUUGAUGAUAAGCAACAACAGCAUCAUCCAUAUGCACCAACACCGAAACCUUCCUAUCAAAAUUAUGCUCAAUUACCUGAUGAACGUUACGAUCGCACAUACAACCCUCAAAAUAAAGAAGAUGAUGGUCUUUCCGUCCAAUCAGUUCGCUCAUUAUCGUCAAGUUGUAGUUUGGCAUCACAAACUCUUGAACGUGCUAAUAAAAAUCUGAAUAAGUAUUGGAAUGACAGAUCUCCGGCGUCACCCUCUUCACCAAAGAAAUCAUUCAAUGCUAAGCGUUAA